This is a messenger RNA of Corticium candelabrum, 4407 nucleotides long. Its product is annotated as calcium-activated chloride channel regulator 1-like. The record is from RefSeq and is a predicted model, not a curated record. The transcript has 8 exons. The coding region runs from base 2005 to 4299 and encodes 764 amino acids. Lineage: Eukaryota; Metazoa; Porifera; Homoscleromorpha; Homosclerophorida; Plakinidae.
CAUCAAAUACGUAUUGUCUAGCUAGGACGCGGCGUUUCAGUAGACGGUCAAAGUCUCCGUUGGACGUGUGAAUCACCAACACGAGGCGCCUACGGAUACCGUAAAACUAGUUAGUUUUACACCUUUGUUCAUCCUUCUGACCCUAUCUACGCAACUAGAUGAGGGGUUACGGGUUAGGGUUAGAGGUAGGGUUACACGCCACGGUGUUACACGACACUGCAAAAACACGCCACGUUAGGACCCUUUUCGGCCACGGCAGUGCAGGUUUUGCCUCGAACUUCCAUGCAAAGCAAGUAGCUACCCCGCCCGGAUACCCAGAUACAAGCAAGCAGAGCCGUUACGAGAGUCUAUAGUUUAAAGAAUCCGCUAUGUCCGGAAAGACGGGCUACACAAAGCGACCGUCAGGGUGUCGGGCUUGUCGGGACAAAAGAGUGAGAAUUGGGCACAAAUCGUGAGCUCGUAAGACAUGCCCGUAAAUUGUGAAUCUCGUGACGAAAUCGUGAGAGUCGAGAGGUCCGACUUCAUUUUUGGCCUAGAGGCAGAAGAACAAUGUCGUAAAACAUUGUCACCCCUAGACAGGCUUUCGAGGUAGCCGCUAGCUAUAUGACAUCUGACUCUACAUCUUGCUGCUUUAGACUGCUCUAGACUGCAAUCCAGCUAGUCGGCCGACAUCCUCAACACACUGCACAUGUUUCUACAUGUUUCCUAAUCUAGUACCAAGAAGUACCAAGAACAAUUUCAAAUACAGCAAUCUAGCCAGAAACCGUUCGCAGAAGGUCGCCGAACGGUUUUCGAAAGAAAUAACGGUCGGAUUCGAGGUCUUUCGAUGUCGAACGUCGGAACUAAUCACGGAGACUGAUCGACUAGAUCGCAACUGAUGAUUGGUCGCCAAACAAAUAACCAGGCGGAGCUUUUUAAACGCACGUGCAACAAAUUACAGUGGCGUAGGAAGCGUAGCGGCUGGGGCGGCCAUGGCCGCCCCACUUUUCAAAAAGUGGCUUUCCGCCAGCUGCUCAUUGCCUGUAACUUCCGUUGUUAGUUGUGCCGAUUAAGUUAAAUAAGUAAUAUAUUUCAGCAUAAAAUGCGAGCAAACCUAACGUGCGCUAGAUUACUCGCUGUACAGAGCACGGGCACGUCCGUUAUAUGCACGUGAUCACCGUUAUAUCCACGUGGACAACCCGGACACGUGUCGAUGUCGAGCGGCAACGCAUGCGCACUCACUCCAGUUUUAGUAGGUGCGGUUUCUUUGGACUACAGUGAAAGGGUCAACUGGAUAAGUGAUAAGUAGGGCUGCAGGGCCUUAGGAGCUGCGGGUCGGUGCGACCAGAGGCUGCAUGUGUGUACAACUAGGACCACACCUCCGUAUGGUAGCGCACGCUAAGUGACCACGCCUUCUAACACGAUUAGGCCGCACCACUUUUAAUUGCUUCGUAUGCCACUGAAUUAUAUGCUGAAUGUUCAUUGGUCGUCGCUAGGGCCAAUGGCGGGCGGAGCUAGCACCACACCCAUAAGCACUACGACGCAACAUUACAUAAAUAAUAUCCUGCCACAACGGAUGCAUGGACGUCACAGAUGAUAGCCGGGACUUCGCUCUAUCCACGUGAUGCUUUAGAACUCCCGUAUGUUUUAUAAUGGCGGCGCAGUUUGACGAAGAAGACGACUGCUUGGAGCCGCACCGGCUCUCCAGACGAGUCUUCUUUGACUGCCUAAAGCUCUUCGCGUUGUCCGAAUUAGGAGGACUCCUUUCGGAGUGUUUUUGCUGAAUGGUAUGGCUGUGUUUUGAGAUCGUUAGUUUAGUUUUUUUUUGUAACAAGUGAAAUUCGGCAUUGUUUUGCGUAGGAGGGGAGCAUCUCCACCUUGAUCAAGAGAUCAAUUGACGCAUUGAUCAAACUAGCGUUGGGUACCAAGAAGGGUCUUUAUCGACGUUUCUCGCAUAUAACUCUAGUCGCUUUCAGGUUUUGAACCUGUUCGAAGAAGCUCAACAGUAUAACGCCGUCUGAAAGGAUGAUGGUUCACGAAUGGAGCCACUUGCGGUGGGGUGUGUUUGACGAAUAUGAAAGCAGUAAAGACAAAUUGCUUUAUGCGUCAAGCAGAGGCACGAAAACAGAAGCCACGGCUUGUUCCGUCAACUUGGCUAAAGAGGGUAAAGUGAAAAAUGUAUUAGGAAAAGACUGCUCUGCAUUCAACGUCCACAAUUCAUGCCGAUAUGUGCCACCCAAAAAACCCACUGCGAAAGGAUCUAUUAUGUUCAAGCAAUUUAUUUCUUCGGUCAAUACCUUUUGUGAUGAUGGAGAUGACGAGUCAACUAAGCAUAAUGCAAUGGCUCCAAAUAGUCAGAACAUCUAUUGUCAGUACAGGAGCACGUGGGAUGUCAUCCAAUCUCAUGAAGACUUCAAGGAUGGGAAUAACCCACCCGGUCCUAUUGACAGAAAUACAAAGCCAAAAUUCAAUAUCGUUAGGUCUGGUUCACAAAAGGAUAAUGUUGUCUUAGUUUUGGAUCUGUCUCUGAGCUUGAGAAUUGGAAAUAGAAUUGAUGCAUUGAGACAGGCAGCUCGACUGUUUAUUGCUGGUGUUGGAGAUGGCACAUCAAUCAGUUUAGUUACCUUUCAGGACAGUGCAGCCAGAAGGCUUGUUCUCACUGAAAUUAUGAAUAGCAAGGAUCGAGAGAGUAUCAUGAACAUAUUGCCAACAAAAGAUGAGUUGAAUGGAGGAACAAGCAUUGGAGCUGGCAUUAAAGAAGCACUAGAAGUUCUCACAGGUUUAGAGAUUGAUGACACAACGAAACCAAGUGAUAUUCCUCCAUCUGGUGGAACUAUUGUGGUCAUAACUGAUGGGCAAGAGACUGCGAAGCCAUACAUAAAGUCGAUAACUCCAUUGGUGUCUGCAGCUAAAGUGAUGGUUUAUCCAGUUGGUCUCGGCCCAGGUGCUUCACAAAACUUGAGUCUUUUGUCUGAGCCAACAAGCAGAGUGACUUACUUUGUUGACACAGACGAGAAGCAGACAUCAACUCAGAAACUGAGUGAAGUGAUGGUGACUGUGUUGGAUCAGAUGCGUCAGUCAUCCACUAGUCGAACCAUCUAUCUUCAUAGUUUGUCUGUUUUGGUGUCUCCAAUGAUGCGUGUCAGUAGAGAUGUAAUAGUUGAUGUGGAGGUGGGAAUGCAUACAGUUUUCAUGUUUAUGUGGAAUAAACACGUCACACGGAAACAAACUAUUCGUGUUACUCUAAUUUCACCAUCAGGUAUAGUAAUGAACAAAACGAACUCUGAAUUUCACGUGGAUCGAUCAUUUAUGACUAUUCAAAUCUCAUUGCUUGACAAAGCUGAAUCGGGUACAUGGAAAUAUAAAAUUUACAAUCGAGGAACUGUAGAACAAUUCAUUGCUGUUUCUGUGACAUCAAAACAAGCCGAUACUGCUGACAAUCCCGUUACUGUGGAAGCUCGAUUGAGUGAAACAGUGGUUUCAUAUCCGAGUCCUGUUAUCAUCUCUGCUGAUGUGAAGAAAGGUUAUAUGGUUGUAGUGGGAGCUACAGUUGAAGCUACAAUAUCACGAUCUGGUAUGUCACCCAUGAAGCUCAUGCUUUUGGACAAUGGAAUUGCUCCCGAUAUGUCAGCUGGAGAUGGAACAUACACGGCUUAUUUCACUAUCUAUGUGGGUGAUGGACAAUACAAUGUUGUCGUGAAGACUGCUGCAGCUGCCAAUGCUGCAAAGAUGAUGCGAAUGGUUCAGACAGAUGAUCUGAUGGCUUUUUCUGAUCAAGAGUUGAAAGCUAUUGGAAUGACAAGACCACACAAAUCUCAAGAAAGACAGAUUAUGUCCAAGUUUUCAAGGAUACAAUCCGCUGGUUCAUUUCACCUGAAAGGUUUUGAUAGCUCAUUGGAUCUCAUCCCUCCUGCUCGAGUCAUGGAUCUUAGGGUUGUUCAUUCAAGUCGAUCAGAAUCAACAGCGACGUUAAAUUGGGUUGCUGCUGGUGAUGAUGCUUACAGUGGUAAAGCUGACAAAUUUAAUUUGAGAAUUUCAUCAGAUUUUUAUGGACUUUUGCGUCGUUUCAAUGAGAGUGCUGAAGUGUCGUAUUCCAAUAUAGUUGGUGGCUCACUGAUACCAGUUGAGGGAGGAAACGUACAAGAAGUGACUGUCAAGGUGCCACAAGGGACAGACACAUACUUUGCAGCAUUAGAGACUUAUGAUAAAUAUGGAAAUCCAUCAGGUGUGUCCAACAUCGUUCGACUUGACCUGCAAGAAAGCUACACAUCAACAGUAACAAAGUUAAGGAACUUCGUUGUACGGAUUUUUUUGGGCUAGUAGGACAAGACAAUUUGUGCCUGAGUGUUUUACAGAUCUGUUUCAUGUAGACACAUUCGUUGUGUCAUGUUUUGGAUUUAUUUGAGAAGUUUGUGGCACACAAUGAAA